AUGGAUCACCUGACUGCGCUCUUCCAGGAGAUGUGGCGUCAAGGCGAAGUCCCGCAAGAUUCCAAAGACGCAACAAUCGUGCACCUAUACAAGCGAAAAGGGAAUCGUCAAGUCUGCGACAAUCACCGCGGCAUCUCCUUGCUGAACAUCGCCGGGAAGAUCUUCGCUCGCAUCCUUCUCAACCGCACCAAUAACCACCUGGAACAGGGCCUUCUGCCGGAAAGCCAAUGCGGCUUCCGUCGUCAUCGUGGGACCACGGAUAUGAUCUUCGCCGCCCGUCAACUUCAGGAGAAGUGUCAGGAAAUGCGGACCCACCUAUAUUCUACCUUCGUGGACCUGACGAAAGCCUUCGACACGGUGAAUCGUGAAGGACUGUGGAAGAUCAUGCCGAAAUACGGCUGUUCGGAGCGAUGCACUCAGAUGGUGCGUCAGCUACACGACGGUAUGAUGGCGCGAGUUACGGACAACGGUACUGUCUCAGAGGCAUUCGUAGCGACCAACGGAGUAAAUCAGGGAUGCGUGCUGGCGCCUACCCUCUUCAGUCUUAUGUUCUCUGGCAUGCUGAUGGACGCCUACUGCGACGAACGCCCCGGAAUCCGCAUCGACUACCGGAAGGACGGUCGUCUGCUGAAUCAACGGCGCAUGAACUUCCAAUCGCGUGUAUCCACAGCCACCGUGCACGAACUCCUCUUUGCCUACGACUGCGCCCUGAACACCACCUCGAAAGAGGAGAUGCAACGGAGCAUGAACCUGUUCUCCGCCGCCUGCGAGAACUUCGGUCUGGUCAUUAACACGCAGAAGACGGUGGUGAUGCACCAACCUCCGCCCAAAUCAGCCACAGCCCCCAACGCGCCGCAAAUCAGCGUGAACGGAACCCAACUGCAAGUGGUGGAGAACUUCCUGUAUCUGGACAGUACCCUGUCCCGCAACACCAAGAUCGAUGACGAAGUCGCCAACAGGAUCUCGAAAGCCAGACAAGCCUUCGAACGCCUCCAAAGCAGUCUGGAAUCGUCAGGGUCUCCAACUGUGCACGAAACUGAAGAUUUACUAGGCCGUCCUCCUGUCGACGCUACUGUAUGGAGCAGAGACCUGGACGGUGUACACGAGACAGGCACGUCGACUGAACCACUUCCAUCUCAGUUGUCUUCGUUGCAUCCUGAGGCUGAACUGGCCGGACCGCAUCCCCGACACCGAUGUGCUGGAACGAACGGGAAUCCUGAGCAUCUACUCCAUGUUGAGACAAAUGCAGCUGCGCUGGAGCGGCCACCUGUUGCGCAUGGACGACGAGCGACUACCCAAACGACUCUUCUACGGAGACGUCGCGACGGGUUCUCGCCGUCAAGGAGGCCAAAUUCGCCGUUACAAGGAUACCCUGAAGUCCUCCCUGAAGCGCCCGCAAAUCAACCAGACCAACUGCGAAGAGCUCGCUCGCGAUCGUCCGACAUGGAGGAGAACAGUGAAGACGGGGGCUGCUAUCUAUGAAACCAACCGAAUCGCUGCCGCCAAAGCGAAACGCGAAGCCCGCAAAUCACAAAUUCGCCCAGUCCGCCACGCCGCUGCACCACCGCUUCCAACGUGUCCUCGAUGUCAACGGAUAUUCCGGGCUCGAAUCGGACUUAUUGGACAUCUUCGGACCAACUGCGCCUUUCGAACUACUCCAGUUAACGUCCCUCUGCCCACCUCUUCCUCGUCCUCUCUGCCGCCAAUUAACUCUGACAAUCCUUUUGUACCACCACCACCUCCAUCCUCCUCCUCCCCCUCCUCCUCCUCCUCGUCCUCCUCCUCCUCCUUCUCCUCCUCCUCGUCUAAUGCCUCAUCGACGACCGCUCAGGCGACUGUCGCGCACGACAUUACCGCACGCAUCCCUGACACACCACCAGGCAUCAUCCCUUCAGUCUCCGGCUCCAGACGUGAGGACCAGGAAUACUCCUGCCCUGACUGCGACCGCACCUUCACUUCACGCAUCGGCCUGGUCGGUCACUUGCGAAUCCAUCGCACAGAGACCGGCGAACCAGUGCCUGGAGCACCAACCUACACCCACCGCACUCGCCUCCACUGUCCUCACUGCCCUCGCACCUUCACUCAUCGCAUGGGUCUAUUCGGCCACAUGCGCAUCCACGAGAGCGGAAUUGACCACAAUUCCGAUACACCAACCACACCCAUCAUGCCCAGCACAACCCGCGCACCACUUGCGAAUCCAUCGCACAGAGGCUGA
Messenger RNA from Spirometra erinaceieuropaei, 2215 nucleotides. The record is from the annotation of a GenBank genome assembly. NCBI's taxonomy places the organism in Eukaryota, Metazoa, Platyhelminthes, Cestoda, Diphyllobothriidea, Diphyllobothriidae.